AUGGGACUGUCAAUAGUUGCACAAGUAGAAGGAAUCUAUUAUCCCAUUCUCGCAGCGGUUGGUGUUCCAGCCAACUCAUUGACAAUUGCAAUUCUUUCGCGUGGAAAGUGUGGACUGUCCAAAUGCAUCACAGCAUACCUGAUGGCCAUGGCAGCAGCAGAUCUACUAGUGCUAAUAUUUAGUAUAAUACUGUAUGAAAUCAGUGAAAUUUAUUUCCCAAAUUGCUUCCUGAACUAUUCAAUCAUCUGCAAACCAAAACAUGUUGUGGGAUUUGUUGCUGUUGAUUUAUCAGUCUGGUUAACUGUCUCUUUCACAUUUGACCGAUUUGUGGCGAUCUGUUGCCCAAGGCUAAGAGUGCAAUAUUGUACUGAAUAUACAGCCACAGUCGUUAUCACAACAGUGUGCACACUAUGUAUUUUAGAAAAUGCCCCUAUUUAUUUUGCAUAUGAACCUGGGAAAACAAUUAAUGAUACAUCUUGGUAUUGCAAUUUAAAGUCAAGUUUCUAUACCACAGAAGGCUGGGUUGCAUAUUCCUGGGCUGACAGUAUUUUAACGCCAUGUGCCCCAUUGAUCUUGAUUUUUCUGUUCAACAUUCUGACCAUCAAACAUAUUUUAGUGGCUAGUAAAAUAAGAAAGUCUCUUCGGGGUAGCAAUAAUAUUGAGAAGCAGCAUGACCCAGAACUACAGAACCGAAGAAAAUCCAUCAUAUUAUUGGUUACAAUAUCAGCCAGUUUCAUUCUUCUCUGGAUGACUGCCUAUUUUUAUUUCAUAUGUGUAAACAUCACAGAUGCUCAACAUUUUGGCAAUGACUUGUCACAUCCUCUUGCUGUAAUGGGGCAGGUAGGCUACAUGCUUCAGCUUUUCAGUCCUUGCACAAAUACAUUUAUUUAUGCAGUGGCACAGACAAAGUUCAGAAUAGAGUUAAAAUGUGUACUUUGCUAUCCUUUCAAUCUAAUUAGAACAUGCAUCAAUGUCUCAUUAUCAUAACACAUUCUCACAACUGAGAUCACAACUGAAACAAUCAUACCAUAUUAAUUCAUAACAAGCUAAAUGGUCAUAUGCAUCUUUGCUUUGAUUAUUAGCAUGAAUCAUUAAUACAGUCAUAGAGUCCAACAGCACUGAGACAGGCCAUUCACUCCAAACUGCUCCAAAAUGUCCAUCUACUUGAAUUCAAUUUCCCUGCACUUGUCCCCUGUCCUUCUAAGAUAACAAGGUGUGCAACUGGAUGAACGCAGCAGGCCAGGCAGCAUCAGAGGAACAGGAAAGCUGAUGUUUUGGGCCUGAACCCUUCUUCAGCUCCUCUAAUGUGUCCUGGCCUGCUGUCAUUACUCUUUACUCAAGUUCCACGAUGGAGUAAUUUCUUUAAAUACACUUGCACAACACACGUGUUGUGAAAACAUGUGUUUUCUUGCCUUAUUAAUUUCUGUUUUCUACCCAAAACUUAUGUAGAUCCUGGUUCAAUCCUGCUUAUUGCCCGAAUGCUGUAAUUAAUUAAUAGACCCAUCGAGCAAUAUAUGCCUUGUUUCAGCAAUUCUUAAAUGACCUUCACACUUUUAUUUUAAUUUUUUCCCCUCACUAUGGUUAGCAGACAUGAAUACAAUAUUGAUAUCUAUUUGUCCACUGACACUAUCUCUUCUGUUUUGAAUGGAACACAAAGUUACACAGAGUGCCUUUGGUUUGCUCUUGUUCAGUUCUUAUAACUAUCCCUUUUCUAUGUGUGUCACUUUUAUCUUAGAUUUGUGCACUGCUUCAUUUCCUGUCACCAGCAUUUUAUUAUUUCCAAAAUUAACAACCUUCUCAUUGACCUUGAUUUUUCUGUAUGAUCUAAAUCUAGAUUCUAUAUGAUAUGAACCCAUUUAUCUGAAAAUACCCUUCUAUUUUGCUAAUUACACUGUUGUCAAGAAAUUCAGUCUGGUAUGUCUUCCUUUGGCGACUGGUCCAUCACUACACAUUCCAUUUUUCUCUGUGAAUCUCACUCUCAAAAAGAUGCAUUUCCUUCACACCAGUCUUUCAGCCACCCAUUCAUCUCUGAAAUUUAACUUGUCUUCUCUUAAUUUGUACUUGGCCCUGGUAAUAACAUACAGAGGACAGCAUUUGAAAUUCCACUUCUUAUUCUGAGGCUUAGCUCCUCAUAUGGAGGAAUUGUAGCAAAUGAGCAUUAUAUUUGCUG
This is a messenger RNA of Stegostoma tigrinum, 2170 nucleotides long. RefSeq names its product probable G-protein coupled receptor 139. Gene Ontology annotation, cellular component: membrane. NCBI's taxonomy places the organism in Eukaryota, Metazoa, Chordata, Chondrichthyes, Orectolobiformes, Stegostomatidae. Bases 1 to 987 code for a protein of 328 amino acids. Gene Ontology annotation, molecular function: G protein-coupled receptor activity. The transcript is spliced from 2 exons. Gene Ontology annotation, biological process: G protein-coupled receptor signaling pathway. The record is from RefSeq and is a predicted model, not a curated record.